UCCCACCCCUCACCAGUACAGUACAGUCAUUGAGUCACGUGAGUGUGAUUUAAUAGCUCAUUAUCCUUGAUUGGGUUUUUUUCAUUAAAAGUCCACUACUAUUCAAAAACAAUGUCGUUCGCAUCUCCCGUGCCAAACAGAGACUUUCUCUGGGACGUUUUCUCAAGGGUGGAUAAAGACCGAAGCGGAUACAUCUCGGCCGACGAACUCCAAGUCGCCCUCUCAAAUGGCACCUGGAGCCCCUUCAACCCCGAAACCGUUCGACUGAUGAUCGGCAUGUUCGACAAGCAAAAUCGAGGUACCGUCAACUUUGAAGACUUCGGGGCGCUAUGGAAGUACGUCACCGACUGGCAGGGAUGCUUCCGGUCAUUCGACAGAGAUAAUUCGGGAAAUAUAGACAAGAAUGAGUUGAGUAACGCUCUUACCACUUUCGGGUAUCGCCUUUCACCGGGUGUUGUGGAUAUUUUGAUGCGAAAGUUCGAUAGGCAAGGCCAUGGUACAAUUUUAUUCGACGAUUUCAUUCAGUGCUGUAUCAUUCUCUAUACACUCACUGCUUCAUUCCGCCAGUUUGAUACCGACCAAGAUGGUGUGAUCACGAUUCAUUAUGAACAAUUUUUGAGUAUGGUUUUCAGUUUAAAGAUUUAAGCCUAUCCACUAAUUGCUAUAUUUUUCUAUUUGCUAUAAUGGUGUCACAGUAUUAACACUUUCCGAACAAGUGUAUACUUUUGCAAAUAUUUUCCUAUUUUAAGUAUCUAUAUUAAUUCAAGUUUUAUAUCUUCAUUGUAAAAAAGUAGUGUAUUAAAUUAUUCAUUAUGAACGACUGAUA
Molecule: messenger RNA, 826 nt
Organism: Photinus pyralis (common eastern firefly)
Lineage: Eukaryota; Metazoa; Arthropoda; Insecta; Coleoptera; Lampyridae
Product: programmed cell death protein 6-like
Exons: 3
Coding region: 112-645 (177 amino acids)
Molecular function (GO): calcium ion binding
Source: RefSeq, a predicted model, not a curated record